Molecule: messenger RNA, 1502 nt
Organism: Blepharisma stoltei
Lineage: Eukaryota; Ciliophora; Heterotrichea; Heterotrichida; Blepharismidae
Source: the annotation of a GenBank genome assembly
AUGGCAAAUCCAUUCAAUGGACCCCCGUUCUUCCCAAAUUCGAUGGGAUGCCAAUUUCCUGGUGUACCAAACCCCUCACAGCCAAAUGGCAGUCCAAAUAUAUUUCAAGGACAAAAAAUUAUGAAUGCUAUUAUGAUUCAAGGAAAACUGAUGCAGCAGAUAGCUGAACAGAACGAAAAAUUGCAUAAUAAACUAUACCUACUUAUAGAAAAUAUAAAUAUUCCUACUGGCUGCUGUAAUCCUAUAUUUUGAUAGUAAAUAUGAAAACGUCUAACCUGUAGGAAUGCUUUCAUUCAUUGUAAAUAGGGAUAGCAGAUAUAAGAAGAGAGAUAGAAAAUCUACAAGUUCCUGGACUUCGUGUAUAUAUUAAAUGGCGACAUGUAUCUGCCUGCCCUCUUGUCACAACAGUUCAGACCUUAUGGCUACAGCGAAAUGGGGCGGACUUCGAGCUGAGAAUCAAGUGCAGGCUCAAGAGAUUUGAAUCUGGGUAGGUUUGGAUGCUUUCCUGUGGUGGGAAAUGGAGGUACUCAACAACAUCCUUUUGGAUCCGAGGAUCCAUGGACAUUCCUCUAUUGAGAAGCUGGGAUUUUCGGCCCCGAACACAGGGGAGUAGUCUUUUUCGUCUAGCUGUCGAAGUACCUGACUGAUUCCAAGGAAUAGAUCUUUGGAAUCAAGCUACUCCAAUCACCUGUAGCAGAGGCACGAAAAUCCAUAAAACCAUCCACUCAAGGCAUAAGCUGCAAGGUAAGGAAGAGACAGAAGGCACAUGAAGUGGCAUCCAAGAACCUCUGGGCUAGAGUCGAAAAGCGGUUGAACCUCCCGUACGGGAGGUCUUUGGUGACUGCGCCACCAUAUAGCUAAUCCUGUCUUUAAAAACCUAACUAGCCUAUCCUGGCCUUCCUGCAGAUCCUCAAAGUGGCACAGUUCCUUCAAAGCAGAAUCUCUUAGACCUCCUGGCAGGUGAAGAUGCAAAAUUCGAUUUUUCCCUCGAGCUAUCAGGGUCAGUACCUAAUCCGGUUUGUAAAGGAAAAUAUUUCUCUAUUAAAGUAUUACUUGAGCCGUUUGGAGAAAGCAAAAUUCCUCUAGAAGAAAGAAUUCAGCUUGGAGUAGCUUUAUAUACAGCAGAAAAUCCCCCAAAACUGAUUAACCACAACAUGUCCGGUGGAGGAAUGAUAAAAGGGCACAGUACCAGUUGGCUGACUUAUGAUGAAUCUGAAAGGAAGCACACAGCUUCCUUUAAAAUCCAACUAAAUGAAGUUACAUCUCAUUUUCGAAAUGGCUGGGUUUUUCUUGUAAUCCAGCCUCAAACGCCUUGCGAAUUUUUAGAACAGACAGGCUUGAAACUAAAGCCUUUAAUUGUAAAGCAUCUUGUGAUAAAAGCUAAAGAAACGACUUGCAAAAGAUGGAGAGAAAAAGGAAAAGUAAGUAAUAUUUUGCCAGAAAAAACUGAGGAUAUGUCUCAAGGAUCGAAUGAAUCAGAGCAGGAAUCAGAGGGAAAUUAA